Pocillopora damicornis (cauliflower coral) is the source of this 647-nucleotide messenger RNA. Its product is annotated as syntaxin-8. Gene Ontology annotation, cellular component: SNARE complex; endomembrane system. The record is from RefSeq and is a predicted model, not a curated record. NCBI's taxonomy places the organism in Eukaryota, Metazoa, Cnidaria, Anthozoa, Scleractinia, Pocilloporidae. Gene Ontology annotation, biological process: intracellular protein transport; vesicle fusion. Gene Ontology annotation, molecular function: SNAP receptor activity; SNARE binding.
AUGGACAAAUAUAUUGCUGCUGUACAUCUCCUUGUAAAUUUGUCACAUGAAUUGGUGGUUAGAUCAAGAACUGAGAGAGAAAUUGAUCGAAGACAGAGUAUGUUAGACCAGCUGAUUACCAAAGAGAAACAGAUGACUGCAGCCUUUCAACAAGAGGCUGGUCAGAGUGAUUAUGGAAGGAGCUCGUUACUGGCAACUGAUCUUAGGGGGCGAGACACCAAUCCAUUUGAUGAACCUGAACCUGAUAGCAAUGUGUCAAUUGAUGAUAUGAGGAGACAACAACAACAAAUUAUUGCAGAACAAGACCAAGGAUUAGAAGCCUUGUCAGGAAUCAUUCAGAGGCAGAAAUUAAUGGGACAAGCUAUCUCUGAUGAAGUAGACUUACAAAAUGAUAUCAUUGAUGACAUUGACGCCCGCAUGGAUCAAACCAACCAGCGCCUUAUCCGAGAGACAACCCAUGUGCGGAAAGUGACGGCAAAAUCUUCAACUUGUGGAAUGCUGGUGGUUAUAGUCCUGUUAAUUAUUGCUAUUAUUGUUGUGGCAGUUGUUCCAACUCACUGAUUAUCUGUGUCUUUCCAAAUAAUUGAUGUUUAUUCAUUUGAAUUAAUUUGAAAAUGGAAAGAACCUUUCUUCCCUUGUCCUCCCCC